Messenger RNA from Nycticebus coucang (slow loris), 10622 nucleotides. RefSeq names its product SH3 and PX domains 2A (gene SH3PXD2A). The record is from RefSeq and is a predicted model, not a curated record. Gene Ontology annotation, biological process: superoxide anion generation. The transcript is spliced from 15 exons. Gene Ontology annotation, molecular function: phosphatidylinositol binding; superoxide-generating NADPH oxidase activator activity; protein binding. Lineage: Eukaryota; Metazoa; Chordata; Mammalia; Primates; Lorisidae. Bases 638 to 4048 code for a protein of 1136 amino acids.
GCCGCGGGCUGCGCUUUCGGCUCGGGUGGGGGCGCGCGGCCCCGCUGGUGCAGCUCGGGUCCGCCAGCAGCCCCCUCCCCGCCGCCCGAGCCCCUCCCCCGGUCCGGAGCCCCUCCCCGCGCGCUUCCCCUCGCUCCCUCCCUUCCCUUCCCUGCCUGCCCGGCCCUGCCUCUGCCUCCUGCGCCCGCAGCCUCCGCCAGCGCCGAGCCCCCCGGGGCCUGAGCGCGGCGAAGGGGCGCCGCCGGCCCUCCCCAGCGGGCUGACAGCAGGCUCCGGGCCCCCUCCCCGUCCCCUCGCCGGUGGGACACACCCCCGCCCCUCCUCUCCUCCGUCAGUUCCCGCCGGACCCACCCGGCGGCGGAGAGAGCGGGCAGGCGAGUCGGAGCGCGGCGGAGGCGCGGGAGAGAAGGGGCGCGGGCAGGCCCACCCGGAGCCGCCCGGGGCGCACUGAGCCCGCCUGCCCUCCGGGACCGUCCCCCGCCCCGGCGCAGUGCCCGAGGGAGCCGGGAGUCGGGGCAGCGGUCGGCGCGCCGGGCCAGGGUGGCGGGGGGCCCCGGGCAGCGGGAGAAGGAGCCGGAGCCCGGCCGGGAUGAGAAGGUGACGCCGCCGGGGGGCGCCACUCGCUGUGUGUGGGAAGAUGCUCGCCUACUGCGUGCAGGAUGCUACCGUGGUGGACGUGGAGAAGCGGAGGAACCCCUCCAAGCACUAUGUAUACAUCAUCAACGUGACCUGGUCCGACUCUACCUGCCAGACCAUCUACCGGAGGUACAGCAAGUUCUUUGACCUGCAGAUGCAGCUUUUGGAUAAGUUUCCCAUUGAAGGUGGCCAGAAGGACCCCAAGCAAAGGAUCAUCCCCUUCCUCCCAGGCAAGAUCCUCUUCCGGAGAAGCCACAUCCGGGAUGUAGCUGUGAAGAGGCUGAAGCCCAUCGAUGAGUACUGCCGGGCACUUGUCCGGCUGCCUCCCCACAUUUCUCAGUGUGAUGAAGUCUUUCAGUUCUUUGAGGCCCGACCAGAAGAUAUCAACCCCCCAAAAGAGGACUAUGGCAGUUCCAAGAGGAAAUCAGUGUGGCUCUCCAGCUGGGCUGAGUCUCCCAAGAAGGACGUGACAGGUACUGCCCGGUGUCCACGUGCCGACGCCAACGCCGAGCCCAUGAUCCUGGAACAGUACGUGGUGGUGUCCAACUAUAAGAAGCAGGAGAACUCGGAGCUGAGCCUCCAGGCGGGGGAGGUGGUGGACGUCAUUGAGAAGAACGAAAGUGGCUGGUGGUUUGUGAGCACCUCUGAGGAGCAGGGCUGGGUCCCUGCCACCUACCUGGAGGCCCAGAAUGGCACUCGGGAUGACUCAGACAUCAACACCUCCAAGACUGGGGAAGUGUCCAAGAGACGCAAGGCCCAUCUGCGGCGCCUGGAUCGCCGGUGGACCCUGGGCGGGAUGGUCAACAGGCAGCACAGCCGAGAGGAGAAGUAUGUCACUGUGCAGCCAUACACCAGCCAAAGCAAGGACGAGAUUGGCUUUGAGAAGGGCGUCACCGUCGAGGUGAUCCGGAAGAACUUGGAGGGCUGGUGGUACAUCAGAUACCUGGGCAAAGAGGGCUGGGCCCCAGCGUCCUACCUGAAGAAGGCCAAAGAUGACCUGCCAGCCCGGAAGAAGAACCUGGCAGGCCCCGUGGAGAUCAUCGGGAACAUCAUGGAGAUCAGCAACCUGCUGAACAAGAAAGCAUCUGGGGACAAGGAGACUCCACCAGCUGAAGGGGAGGGCCCUGAGGCCCCCAUUGCCAAGAAGGAGAUCAGCUUGCCCAUCCUCUGCAAUGCCUCCAACGGCAGUGCCCUGGGUGUCCCCGAGAGGACCAUCUCCAAGCUGGCCCAGGGAUCUCCAGCUGUAGCCAGGAUUGCCCCUCAGAGGGCCCAGAUCAGCUCUCCCAACCUAAGGACAAGGCCUCCUCCACGCAGAGAAUCCAGCCUGGGGUUCCAACUGCCGAAGCCACCAGAACCCCCUUCUGUUGAGGUGGAGUACUACACCAUCGCCGAAUUCCAGUCGUGCAUUUCUGAUGGCAUCAGCUUUCGGGGUGGACAGAAGGCAGAGGUUAUCGAUAAGAACUCAGGUGGCUGGUGGUAUGUGCAGAUUGGUGAGAAGGAGGGCUGGGCACCUGCAUCAUACAUCGAUAAACGCAAGAAGCCCAACCUGAGCCGCCGCACGAGCACACUGACCCGGCCCAAGGUGCCUCCACCAGCACCGCCCAGCAAGCCCAAAGAGGCCGAGGAGGGUCCUGCAGGUGCUGGUGAGAGCCAGGACUCCCCACAGAAGUUCAAGUAUGAGGAGCCCGAGUAUGACAUCCCUGCAUUCGGCUUUGACUCAGAGCCAGAGCUGAAUGAGGAGCCAGCAGAAGACAGAGCCUUAGGGGACCGGCAGCCCGCCCAGCCCUGCAAGCCCUCACCUGCCUCCUCACUGCAGCGGGCCCGCUUCAAGGUGGGCGAGUCUUCAGAGGAUGUGGCCCUGGAGGAGGAGACAAUCUACGAGAACGAGGGCUUCCGGCCGUGUGCAGAGGACACCCUGUCAGCUAGGGGCUCCUCUGGGGACAGCGACUCCCCAGGGGGAUCCUCUCUGUCCCUCGCCAGGAAAAACUCACCCAAGUCAGGCUCACCCAAGUCGUCAUCACUUCUGAAGCUCAAGGCAGAGAAGAAUGCCCAGGCAGAACUGGGGAAGAACCACUCCUCAGCCUCUUUUUCCUCCUCCAUCACCAUCAACACCACCUGCUCCUCUUCCUCCUCCUCUUCCUCCCUGUCCAAGAACAGUGGUGACCUGAAGCCCCGCUCAGCCUCGGACGCAGGCAUCCGUGGCACUCCCAAGGUCGGGGCAAAAAAAGAUGCUGACGUGAAGGCUGGGCUGACCUGUACCCGGGCCAAGCCAUCGGUCCGGCCCAAACCGUUCCUGAACCGGGCUGAGUCACAGAGCCAAGAGAAGAUGGACAUCAGCACUUUACGGCGCCAACUGAGGCCCACAGGCCAGCUGCGGGGAGGUCUCAGGGGCUCAAAGAGUGAGGACUCAGAGCUGCCCCCUCAGACAGCCUCCGAGGGUCCCAAUGAGGGACCUAGGAGAGGCUCAGCUGACCUUAUCACACCCCUAGCCACUACUCCCCUGUGUCCCACCAAGAAGGAAGGGGGAGGGCAGGCCACCUUCUACAUGACAUGUAGUGCCUACCAGAAGGUCCAGGACUCGGAGAUCAGCUUCCCCGCAGGCGUAGAGGUGCAAGUACUUGAGAAACUAGAAAGUGGGUGGUGGUAUGUGAGGUUUGGGGAGCUAGAGGGCUGGGCCCCCUCCCACUACUUGGUGCUUAACGAGAGCGAGCGAGCUGACCCUGCUGGCAAAGAGCCGGAUGCAGUAACUACCAAGAGCAAACAGAACGAGGGCAAGUCAGACAGCCUGGAGAAGAUGGAGAGGCGAGUGCAAGCGCUGAACACCGUCAACCAGAGCAAGAGGGCCACGCCGCCCAUCCCCUCCAAGCCCCCUGGGGGCUUCAGCAAGACCUCAGGUGCCGCAGCCGUGAAGAUGAGGAAUGGUGUGAGGCAGGUGGCAGUCAGGCCUCAGUCGGUGUUUGUGUCCCCACCACCCAAGGACAACAAUCUGUCCUGUGCCCUGAGGAGGAACGAGUCACUCACAGCCACUGAUGGCCUCCAUGUUGUCCGCCGGAACUCUUCCUUUAGCACUGCUCGCUCAGCAGCCGCAGAGGCCAAGGGCCGCCUGGCUGAACGGGCUGCCAGCCAGGGCUCAGACUCACCCCUGCUGCCCACCCAGCGUAAUGGCAUCCCUGUGUCACCCGUGCGUCCCAAACCCAUCGAGAAGUCCCAGUUCAUCCACAAUAACCUCAAAGACGUGUACAUCUCUAUUGCGGACUAUGAGGGCGAUGAGGAGACAGCAGGCUUCCAGGAGGGAGUAUCCAUGGAGGUUCUGGAGAGGAACCCCAACGGCUGGUGGUACUGCCAGAUCCUGGAUGGAGUGAAGCCCUUCAAGGGCUGGGUACCCUCUAACUACCUUGAGAAAAAGAACUGAUGGGAGCAUGGUGUCCUUCCAGCCUUGGUUUGCCACUGUAGCUGACCCCGGCUAAAUAAAAACAGCGAUAUAAAAACAGAAGGAAAAGAUGGGAGGGGUGGGGUGUGGAUGACACAAAUCCCUGCAGAAUGUGUGACCUCAGAGAUGCCCCUCCAGGCUGGAAGGCGGGGGAUGAUGAGGACCCACAUUGAGUAGGGAACAAUGGGCCAGGGAAUCUCAGGCCUGGGACCCAGAGCUGAGAAAGCUGAGACCCACGGAUGCACCUUGGUGACCUUGCUGAUGGACUGUGUGCCAUUUGGGACAGGCUACAUGAGAAUCCCCAAUUGUGCCUUUGCUGCAAAUCUGGACGAGAUUUCAGAGAGGGCCUCUGGCGCUCUGCCCCUGCUUGGCCCAGUUUGCAUUGCUGGCAUCUUGGCAUGGGAUGUAGCCCUGUAUCAUCCUAAUCUAUGUUUGUGAACUGUGCUGGUUUCCCAGAACUGCCACUACCCCCCACAGGUGGCUGUGUUAGAAGACAUCCCUGGCUCUGGGGCUCAGAGGUAUCUCAUAGCAGCUCUAGUCUGUUCCAAACUGGACCAUUGUCAAUGUCUGUUAGUUGAAGAGAAGCAGUUCCCAGGGCCCUGCAAGGACCACCUUUCAUAGCUGUCACUGUCCUGGCCCUGAGAAGAGAGUCACCCUCAUCAGGGCACCCUGCAGAGGACACAGUCAAUACUAGAGUUUAUAGCGAGGGUGAGGCCAUCAGUUUGUCCAUAAUCUGCCCAGACUAUUGUGGGUAUUUCUUGGUGGGCAGUUCCUUUGCAUGUUUUAGGAAUUUAUUGAGCUUUGGUUAUAUGUCAGGGCUUUGGGUUUGGUGUUAUUUUUAGGGGUUGUUUGGAGGCUGCUCAGCCUAUAUGGGAAAGGGAGGCGUCGUGGAUGGGCUUUUCUGUUGUACGCUAGUGGAGGGUUAUUUUGCUUUUGUUUUUAUUUCACGUUCUUCCCUCUCCACAGGCCCAAGUAGUUUCAUUUGGUUUCCACUGUGUGGAUGGUGCCGGAACACGGCACUUGCCAGAGGAUCUGGGGCUAUAUGAGCCCCGGGUCGCAGACAUAGCAAAGCAGAGAAACUGUUCUGAUUCCUACCCAGCUUCCGUCAGGGGAGUGCAGAGACCCUCCCCCAGAGAGAGGAGAAUGUCGUUCAGGACCCAGAUGUUUGGAGAGGAGGCAGCUCUCUGGCUGCUGGGUGACCACCAUCCUACAUCUGCUCUCCCCGCUGGGCAGGGCCACAGCCUUAUAUAUGAACUGUGGAAAAGCAGCCGUUGCCUUCCCAUGGGCUGAGGGGACCUCAACUGGGCCCCCUGGAUCAGACUGGAGCCAACACCAUCAGCCACCCACUCUGGCCUGCUGGCAAUACCAUAGGUGCCCAGGAAGAUGGAGGAUCCUCAUGCCAGGAGCCACCCUGGUCUUCCCAAGGGGCAGGGCCCCAGUGAAGAGAGAAGCAAGAAAAUAAAGUUACCUGUAGGUCCUCUGUCACCUUUGGGUUGUGUUUUUCGAGUGCUGACAUUUCAGAGGGGACCCUCCAGAAGCCCAGCUUGCUUCCCCAAGGAGUCAGCCUUUGCUGGGAGUGGAUUUCUACAUGUGCCUUUGAUUUUGGACAGAUCGGGCUUCACAGCCACCGAUUCAGCUGCCAGAAUCCCUGGACUAAGGGUUGGUAUUUUCUAUAGAGAAGGAAAGGCCCUCCCUCAUCCUGCUCCCCACCCAGGCAGGUCAGCAUGGGACCCAGCAUCUCAGUGCCAUCAAAACCCUGCCAUACCCAAGACCAUGCCUGGGCAACCCCAGCCCUCGUCCCUCUCUGUACACUGAUGCCCGGCAGCUAUAGCAAACUGCUCGUGUUCUUUGUUAAAGGGCCGUGGUGAGAUUGUUUUGUUUUCUUUGUUGGUUUGUUUAAAACUGAAAUUAGUUAAUUUCUUCUGCUGGACAGUAUUAAAUAGAGCAGAACGUUGAGUUAAUCUGCUAGACUGCAGUACUAAUGGUAGGGGUUUAGUGUCUUCAUAUUAAUAUUAUUUGUACUUAUUUGAACAAUAAUGAUAAAGAAGUGGUUCAUUAUUUUUUAAUUAAUGCACUUUAAAUGAGGUGGAAUGGGAAGAACCCAGAAAGCAAAGUGCAUUACUUAAAGAUGCAGUAUAUACUUUUCUCAUUUUUAAACAGCACAUAUUUAUUAAGAGAAAAAAAUAAUUUAUGAUUAUUUAAAAUAAAAUUUAAAAGUAGAAUAACUGUCCAGUUAAAUAAAGGACCUUCCAUGUAGUUACUUCCAGGGGGAGGGCCCUGCAGCUUCACUCCUCAGAUGCCUGCACUGAGCCAGUUCAGCCACUAGUGCACCAGCCAGGCCAGGAGGGCGUGCAGAGCAUGUCUGCCAAGCACAGAGCAUCUCAGUUGGACUGGACCACUGGGCUCUCCAGAGCCUGCGCCUUUCCUGCCCUCCCCACUGUACUGCCACCCAUGCUCUCUGCCCACCCCCCGCACCCCCAAGAAAUCCUGUCCCCGAUCUUCAGCAUGUUUAAUAAAAGGCAGGGCUAGAAGAGACCUGGGAGGUCACGCCAUCCCAUCCCUUCCUACUAGCCCAAGGACAGGAAGUGACGUUUUGAAAAUCACACAGCCAGCUUAGAGCAGAUCUCCCCACUUCAUUAAUCCUGUGCUCCUCCCACCCCCAUUAUAGUUUAGUGUGUGGUCAUCAUGUUUACAUUUUGACGUCCAGCCCCAAGGAUGGCUGGGAGUUGUUAAAGACAUCCAGGAAAAAAAUGGGGAAUGGUGCCACCUGGUGACAGCAUGUAUAUUGGGCAGUGAAUGGGACUGCCAUGCCCCAGUCUUCACACCUCGUCCCCCUCAUCCUCAUCCCCCAACUCACAGCACAAAUCCUGCAAACCCAAAGAGAAUAUUAAUACUUGAAGCAAAAAGGGUGCAUGCCAGUCCUUCUCAGACAUGGCCAGGGGAUGCCAGGCCUUGUGCCCCUGGACUCCUAGCCCUACCCGGGGCAAGAGGGCCUUUCCCUAGAGCUACUGAGCUGCUUUGUGAUGUUGAAGGGUACUGCCAGCAGCAGGCAGAGGAGGGGGCCUGUGGUUCUGACCCAUCUGGAGGAAAACCAGAUCGGACUAAAAAUGGAAAAAGAAAACAUGAAAUCUCAGCAGUGUCCAAACCUAGUUUUCCAUUAGUUGCAAUUGAAAUGUGAAAUGACAUUGUAUGGCUGUAUACUGCAACUUUAAUCAUAAUGAGCCCUUCUGAGGUCAUUAUUGAGGUUUAUAUAAUGCCUGAAGAUGCAUCAUUUGGUGCUUUUUAUUUUAGUUUAAAGACCUUUUACUUUUAUUCCAAGGAGAAAAAAAGUUUCCAUCACUCUUCCAUCUCGUCUGUCUUUAUAAUAGCAGGCUGGCCCUGUGGCCUGGCUCCCCCAUGCUGUUCCUACUAGAACAUGGGACCUCUGGGAGCAAAAGAGCUAGACAGGGGCAACCCUGAGUGGCCAAAGUGCCUCAUGCCCUGGGUUACCCCUGUGCCCCGCGGCUGUGGCCAGGCUAUCUCUCCAGGCCUCAGCCCCAUCCACCCCCAACCUGGACCCAAAGGUUUCUCUUCCUUCUCAAUUUUCCAUCUUGACGAAGGCAUUAUAUAGAAUCAUUUUAAUCACUUUCAGAUGUUAGAGCAGCAUUUUACUGGCAUUUAUAUUCAUUGCUUUCCUCAGAAAGGCAUGUUACUACUUUUAUCAUCUAAGGGAAAAAGACAAGGGAAUUUCAGGCAAGCAUUGUUUCAUAUUACUAGUGUUUGCAGAGUAGGUGUAGAACUAUUUAAAGUUUAGACCUUGGUCUGGUAGUUUGUUUUUUAGGGGAAAAGAUAAAAUAACCCCUAUUUUUCCUGUUUUUGUAUUUAACUAAUAUAUUAUUUCUUUAAGGUUACUCACUUCCCUACCCCCUCCAAAUACUUUGCAUUCUCAAUUGAAAAUGGAAACAAUCCAAGAGACAGGAAAAGUGCAAUAUUACCAGCUGGAGGCCGGGGCUCGCUGGGCACAAUGGAGAGAGAGCCAGUGGCCCAGUCGGCAGGGGAGGGGUGGGCUGCUGAAGGGACCCUAACUGUGGAAUGACAGACGAGUUGGUGGAGUCUGAUCUUGUUGCUCCUUCCCUUCUCCCCUCCCAGAUGGCAGCCCCUUUUCUAUUGGGUGUUGUCCACCCAGAAGAAAGGGAUUCAGGGAAGUGGCACUGGGCCCUAACUCCUGGGGCCCUGGUCCCUGGAGCACAGUGAGGACAUCAGGAACCGUUUCUUGUUUUCAUUUCUAUUGUUUUGCAGCCAGCUGCUCAGAGAUCUGACCUAAAAAUGACUCCCGGCAGCCCCUCUCUUACCCCAGUCUCCUGAUGUUUGGGUCAUGAUCCUUUUGAUGUAUGUUUGAAUCUUUCUAAAACUAUGUAACCUCAGUUCAGUUUAUGGGCAGGAACCCUAGAGAUAGCCAAGUCUUUUGGGGGGAGGUGUGGGUGCCAUGAGCCCUACAGAUCCCAGUGAGACACCAGUUCCCACAAGCCUGCAGUGGGCCUGCGGCUGAGCCUGGGUCACCUGUUCAUCUCAGUGACUUCAGCCCAAGGAGUGAGCCCUGCCCCUGUUGCACACCCUGACAGCAUGCAAGCGUUCGUGGAGGGGAGUCUAAGGGGUCUGCUUAGGACAGAACAUCCCACAACAGGUACCAAACUGGCCACCUCCCUUGUCUCCAAGAGAGAAGGCAGCAGAACAGGAGUCUCCUGGGGCCAUGCCCUUGGAGCUCUGCCCUGCAGGGUGAGAGGGACAUCCCUGUUGGCUUGUCCCCCGGCCUCCAGUACUGUACGCUUGCUGCUCCAAACCCUUAUUUGGUGAAUUUCUGUACAGAUACAUAUCUCUCUGCCCAGGGUGGGACUGUACUCCUGUGUGGGUCUCUCCCUUGGAGUACAUCCAUCCAUAUACUCAACCUUUGAAAAUCUCGAUGCAGAGUUCUCUGGAAAGGGAACUGUCCAUGUCACUAAAGAAUUAAGAUUCCCUCACUUUUUUGAGGGCUAUGUUGACAAAGAAUGUGUGUGUGUGUGUGUGUCUGUGUGUGUACAUGCAUGCAUGAGUGUUGGUAAUUUCCCACUUGAACUAAGUAACAUGGGGUUAGAGAAAAAAAAUACCGGGCAAGCUGUCUCCAUUGAACAAGUCCUUGGCAUUGGGCAGGUCCCAAGGGACUUGCAGCUUCUGGCAGCAAGUGUGUGCUAUACACACACACACAAUUCUGGCUGGAGAGUGCAAUGUGUUUUUUUGUUGUAAUUAUUUUAUUAAGUAUUUAGUUGGAAACUUCACACUGGCAUUAACAGAUCUAGCGGAAGCAUCCUAGGCCAUCGUCCCUGGCUCCAAAAUGAAGAUGUGGAAAAGAGAAGUUGUUGGGUGUGAACAUGCUGAGGUGGAUCAGUGAGUCCACCCACCUGCGGACGUGUCGUCCAGCAGGCUGACUGCCACCCCUUACCCAUGUCAUCGGUACAGAGCUGCUUGCCCCUUGCUUCUUGUCUCUGAGGGAGGGGCAGGCUGGCUGGGGUGGGACUUGCUCCUGGUGCACCCAGCGAGGCCUGCAUGUGUGCACACAUCAGCACCUCCAGUCUGGAUUGUGGGGCCUGAUGAACACUCCUGGGAGUAGUGUGGAGGGUUCCCCUGGACCCCAAUGAGCUUUCUUGGCUCAAUCAUCCCUGUUUGGGGCAGGCUCACAUCUUUGUGGUUCCAAAGCUCUAUGACUAGAGCCAGUGAGAAGACAGGGUCAGUGACCCACAACUUUGGGGCGAAAUAGCCCCACUCAUUUUAACUUCCUAUUAGCUUCGUCCUGCACACCUAGGUCCCCAAGCCACAAGGUGGGCAUGUUGGUGCUUAUAGACCGGGUAGAGGGUUCUACCUUCCAAGGCCUUGGUCCCAGCCUGCCUAUAAGUUUGAGAUUCACAUGUGAUCCUCUCCUUCCUGACCCUAUCUUUUUAAAUCUGAAGUUUGCACUUGGCCUUGACAAUCAGCACCCUCUCCCAUCCCAGUCCUCAAACUUAGUGGCCUUAGAGAACGAGGCCCCCUACAUUGAAGGUCCCUGUCUUACUCCCAGUUCCAUCCUUGCCAAGGGGCUGGGCCUCAAGAAGUGAGGGAAAGAGGAAGAAUUGUUUUUUAGAAUGAAAGGAUGGAUCAAGCACGUUGGAGGCAAGUGAGAGGCAUGUCAGCGAGACAAGUGAUGAGUGUGGGUAUGUUUUGGGUGGCUAGAGCCUACUGUCCCUUCUCUGGGAAGGAGGCCUCCAGAAGAGGAUGUCUUCUAGGCAGGAAAGGUGUGAGAAGGCUGAAGAGGGUUUGGAGUUUUGUCUUUGUUGAUUAGAAGGAAAGAAGUUGAUUCUGAGUAUUGCAGGGAGAAGAGAGCAGGCAGGAAAGGAAUUUAGCAACUCAAAACGCAAGAGUCCAGCUGGAGAGCAGGUUGGAAAAUCCUCCAAAUUUGGCCAUAGAAGCUAGCUAAAAUUUACCUUGCCACUCAGGCCACAAGCUUGGUCCCAAGCAGGUCUCAAUAAAUUGUUGGUCACGGAUGUUGUAUAGAAAGAAAAUUGCCAGU